UGUAACGACUGCUGCAGGAUUUACUUUUUAACUCCGCGACCAAAAUUUGAUUUAAUAUUUUAUUUGUAUUUGUAUUGACUAAUGAGUAAAGGAGAACAUUUGAUCACGUUGAUAGAUUUGUCACUGGGUGAUACAAGAGAUUUAAGAAACCCUUGGAGCUGAGUGGAUGAAGUUUCGUUAUGGUGGAACAUCACCUGUACAAGUCGUCGCGAGUGGAUAAGCGGAUUGCCCUUGGUGCGAUGGAGCCUUCGCGAAAGAAAUCCACACUGAUUAUUAAGUCAACUGAAGUUCGUGUGAAGCUAAAAACCGAUAAAUCCGAGAUUGUCACGGAGCGACGUGACAGCAAAGAUGUGCAGAUCGUCGCCAUUUCACAGUCCGUUUCACCUAAUCCUCAUGUGGAGACCCAUUCCUCCGUCCUGCAGCGCACCUUCGGGAAGGUGGUCAUCUCGCUGGAGAACUGUAUAUUACCCGCUGAUAAACUCUUUCCCACACCAUCCAUGACGGAAGGCUUGGAUGUGCGGACGGAAUGGUAUCUGCGGCGACUUGGCUGUGAUAUCAUCCAACAUGCGGGCAUUCUGUUGAAACUGCCGCAGACGGCGGCGGCCACGGCGCAGGUCCUCUAUCAGCGCUUUUACUACGCCAAAUCUUUCAUUAAAAAUGACUACCUGACGAUGGGAAUGGCUUGUGUGUAUCUGUCAUCCAAAGUGGAAGAAUCCCCGAGACGUCUGAGGGAUAUCAUCAACGUAUUCACCCACAUUCGCCAGACAUUAUGUGGAGAGCCCAUUGAGCCCGUGUUAGUGAUUGAAAGCUACGUGAAUCUCAAGAACCAGGUGAUUAAAUGUGAGCGACGCCUGUUGAAGGAAUUGGGCUUCUGCGUUCACGUCAAACACCCGCAUAAGUUGAUAGUAAUGUAUCUGCAGCUGUUGGACAUGGACAAGAAUGCAGUGUUCGUGCAGAAAGCUUGGAAUUACAUGAACGAUAGUCUGCGCACUGAUCUCUUUGUACGUUAUUCGCCGGAAGCGGUAGCUUGUGGCUGUAUUUUUCUAGCUGCCCGAGCAUUGCAGAUACCGCUGCCUAGGAAGACGAGUUGGUUUCAGCUACUAGCAGUUACCGCGGAUGCCUUGGUGGAUAUCGCUACCAAUAUUCUGCUGCUGUAUUCCAUCAAAUUGCCACCGAUUGCGGAUAUAUUGGAGAAAGUUGAUGCUUUACGUGCAGCUGUGGCCGACACCCGUGCUAAGGGGCCUCUAGCCGGUGUUGUGGGGCAGGAGGAUGAUAAAACACCCGAUAGUACCCACAUAUCUCCGGAAGUGCGUCCUAGAGAAUACAACCGCAAAGAUGACCGUAGAAAUAGUCGAGAUGAGCGUCGCUCGCGCGACCAUGAACACAGACGACAACGGAGCCGGUCGAAUGAACGCAAGGAGAAAAAGCGCCGCCGGUCGCGGUCACCUCGACAAACUAUUUCCCGUGAUCGUAAAUCACCACGGCACAGUUCGCCUCAUCGGCGGAAGGUCCGUGGCGAUGACCGCCAGCCGGGACGUCGACGAUCGCCGGAUGUCGUCAAAGACGGUCGACGUCGGUCCCGCAGUCGCUCAGUGGAUUAUCGCAGUUCCAGGGAUUAUGACCGUCGACAUUGAUCAGCGCUAGUGUGAGAGAGUUAUUUUUUUGUAUCGAGUAUCCACGAGAAUUGUUGCAGUUUAUUAUUAAACGGUUUAACAUGACUGUUGUAAUUGCGCAUUUGCUACAUCCACGAUGUGAAAGGUUGUGCGAUUUGGUGAGUUCAGCUUUUGUAUCAAGAACUACCAAUAAACUGCAGAAAGUGG
Paramacrobiotus metropolitanus is the source of this 1820-nucleotide messenger RNA. RefSeq names its product cyclin-L1-like. Gene Ontology annotation, molecular function: cyclin-dependent protein serine/threonine kinase regulator activity. Gene Ontology annotation, biological process: regulation of transcription by RNA polymerase II. The coding region runs from base 180 to 1634 and encodes 484 amino acids. Gene Ontology annotation, cellular component: nucleus. The record is from RefSeq and is a predicted model, not a curated record. NCBI's taxonomy places the organism in Eukaryota, Metazoa, Tardigrada, Eutardigrada, Parachela, Macrobiotidae. The transcript is spliced from 8 exons.